Molecule: messenger RNA, 1102 nt
Organism: Xenopus tropicalis (tropical clawed frog)
Lineage: Eukaryota; Metazoa; Chordata; Amphibia; Anura; Pipidae
Gene: sdhaf4
Product: succinate dehydrogenase complex assembly factor 4
Exons: 3
Coding region: 75-431 (118 amino acids)
Source: RefSeq, marked provisional
GGAGGACGAAGCGUCACUAGGAACUGGCCGUAACCUAGAGCUCCGUGUUGGUUGUGUGCGCUUUAGUGCGAGACAUGAGUGGCUAUAGAUUUCUAGCAGCGUGUGGAGAAGGGAGGAAAGCUGCAGAACAUCUUAUAUAUGACCAGGCUGUGGCGCAUAACCUCAAGAUGUGGUCUGGAUUGUGGAACAGUUGCAGAGCUCUUAGCCAUAACUCCCAACACAAUAUUAAAGGCACAAAACAACCUCUUAAAAAACCUACAACACCACAAGGGAAAUUUGAUGACUCAGAACAGACAACAUUAGAAAAGAACCCACUGGAAAAAUUUCCUGAUGACAUCAAUCCUGUAACUAAAGAAAAAGGCGGACCCAGAGGACCUGAGCCAACUCGCUAUGGAGACUGGGAGAGAAAAGGACGCUGCAUAGACUUUUAGCUUUAUAUACAGGAUUUUAGUAAAUGUAGUAGUAUCACUUUAUAAAAAAUGUAGGGAUAGUAUUUAUAUUAAUAAAGAACAUAUGCACUUUAAAUAAUUUUUGAAGACAAACCUUGGGCUUGCAAAUUUAAUUUAACCUUGCUGAAUACAUUUCACACAAACACAAGGGACAGUGUUUUUCUUUUUAUAUCCAAACCUUCACCCACUACAUGGCUUUACUUUAUCUUCUGACUCCAGAACCUUAAAUAUGUUAUUUCACAACUGUCAUGUCUGUCAGUCACUUUGGCUUUGGUGGGGCAUUGUAAUCUUUUGACUUGCUGGGGCACAAAUGCAUCAGAUUUUUAAAUUUGAGUAUAUGAAAAAUACAGCUUUCACUCCUGUACUAAGCUGUGAAGUAGAAAUUCCAUAAGACAGUUAAUUUUGACAUAAUCUUUCUGUAAAUUAAACAAAUUGGAAUAGGUUAUUCUUCAUGAGAAGCAUUAUUUCUGUUCACAUUUCUCUAUACAUAUACAUCAGUGUCUUUAAAAAACUGUAUAAACUGGAGUAGAGUAAACUUCAUUCAUUGGUCCCAUUCAAAUUGUGACCACUUGGUGAUAAAAUUAUGCUAAAAAGAGGAUACACCACAACAAAGUACCUAUGUUUGGUGCCCAUUAAAUGCAUUGUAUACUGAA